Messenger RNA from Ananas comosus (pineapple), 2367 nucleotides. Its product is annotated as cylicin-2-like. Bases 362 to 2146 code for a protein of 594 amino acids. The transcript is spliced from 2 exons. Lineage: Eukaryota; Viridiplantae; Streptophyta; Magnoliopsida; Poales; Bromeliaceae. The record is from RefSeq and is a predicted model, not a curated record.
AAUUGAACCACGCACCGACAAAGAAGAUGGAUGCGGUGGGGAUGACGUUUCCCCCGCAACACACGCGGCUCCUCCUCUCGAUCUCUCGAAGCUCCCAUUCGAAUCCAAAGCAACUCCUCUCCCCCUUUCGCUCUCCCAUUCCCAAAUCCCCAAUUAUUUUUUUUUUCAGAAAUUAAUUAUUUAAUUUCAAAUUGGUUACUCAAUUAUUAAUUAUUAACAAUGAACGAUCCCUUCCUUCGUGUAUAAAGAGCGAGAGAGAUCGUAGCAGCAGCAGCAGCAGCAGCAGCAGCAGCAUAGAAGGAGAGCCCGUUCCAUUGAGAUUUGGUUAAGGACAUUCGAGUGCACCGACUAUAGUUUUAGUAUGGAGAAGCAAAAGGAGUCUUCUGCUAGUGUAGAUCGAACGGAGUUAGAAAAGGAAGAGAAUGUGUCAAAGGCUGAAUUUCAUCUUAAGGUUAAGAGUAAAGAAAAGGCGCCAGAAGUGCCGGAAGAGAAGAAAGAUACCGAAAUUGAAAUGAAGGCAAAAUCUGUUGAAAAGAAGAAAUCCAAGGACGACAACAUUGAAGACGAUGCAGAGUCCAAGAGUGAGGGAAAGAAGGAGAAGAAAGAAAAAGAUAAGAAAGAGAAAAACAACGAGGAUGAGGAUAACGAGGAGGAUGAAGAGGAUGACGAUGCGAAUGAAAAAAAAGAGAAGAAGAAGAAGAAAAGUAAGGAGUCGAAGGAUAAAGAGAAGGAAAAGAAAAGGAAAGACAAAGGUGGAGACGUCGGAGAAAAGGAGGUAAAGGAAAAGUCUAAGAAGAGUGAUGAUGAGAAGAAACACAUUGAUGAUGAUAAGGAGAGUAAAGAAAAGAAGAAGGAUGAAGGGGGGUCGAGGAAGGAUAAGAAAGAAAAGGAGAAGAACGGAGAUGCAAAGGGUACAAAAAGUAAAAAGAAGGGUGAAGAGGAAGAUGCUUUUCAAGGCAGAGAACUAAAAGAUGUGAAGAACGAGAAGGAUGAAGACGCAAAGCAUAAAAAAAGCAAGAAGGGUAAAGACGAAGAUGUUUAUGAAGGCGGAGAAUUAAAGGAGGUGAAGAAAGAGAAGAAAGAUGAAGACGGAGAUCCUAAGAAAAAAGAGAAAGAUAAGAAGAAAAAGAAGAAGAAAAGUGAAGAGGGAACGGCUAUAACUAAGGAAGAUGAUGUUGAGGAAGAGAUUGUUGAAAAACAAAAAAAGGAAAAGAAUAAAGGUGAGGACGAAAAGAAAAAGGAUAAACAUAGAGUCCCUAGUGCCGAAGAGAAUGAAGACAAGGGAAAGGAGAGAAACGAGGAAAGUGAGAAAGGUGGAGACAAAAAAGAAAGGAAGACGAAGAAAAAGAGCCAGAAGAAAGAUGACGAAUCAAAAGCAAUUGAAGAUGAAAAUGAAGAUCAUGAGAAAGGUAAAGACAAGGAAAAGAAAAAGAAGAAGAAGAAGAAAGAUGAUGAACUGGAAUCAAAGGUUGAGAGCGACGAUCAUGGAAAAGAAAAGGACAAGGAAAAGGAAAAGAAGAAGAAAGACGGUGAAUUGGAAGUUAAGGAAAAGAAAAAGAAGGACAAGAAAAAAGAUGGCGAACCGGACGCAAUUAAGGAUGAGGAUAAAGAUCACAAAAAAGACAAAGACAAGGAAAAGAAGGAGAAGAAGGACGGAGAGGAGGGCGACAAAGAAAAGAGUAGAGAGCUCCAUCAAGAUGGGAAAAACAACCAAGUAGAGGAAGACAAGGAACAGAGGUCUCUUUCAUUUGGAGAAAACAAGGUUGAGGAGAUUAAAAUUGAAGAUCCUAACACAAGAGAAAUCACUAUUGAGGAGGAUCCAGAGGAGAAAGAAAAAGAGGACAAGCCAAAGGACAAAAAGGAAAAGAAGAAAAAGGGCGAGGAAAAGAAGGUAAAAUCUGAAGAAUCAGCAGAAGGCGAAGCAACGGAAGAGAAAGAUAAGAAGAAGAAGAAAGAUAAAGAUAAGAAGGAUAAGGGCGAGAAGAAGUCUUCGGACGUGGGUAAGCUGAAAAAGAAGCUGGAGAAGAUUAAUGCCAAAAUAGACGCGCUGCAAGUUAAAAAAGAAGAGAUCAUGAAACAGAUCAAGGAGUUAGAAGAGGUUAAAGUAGAAAUACCUGCAGAAGAGAAUCAUGCUGCUGUUGUCUGAAAGUUGGUGUUACUGUAAACUGGUGUCUGUCAACUAGUGUGAGAACUAAUAAGGAGAAUGCAUGAGUGUGUUGAGUUUGUUUGUUCAUGUUUACAUAUAGUUUCCUUCAUUUCUGGUUGUAUCUUUAUCGAAGUUGUAUUUCAUAUUAUGUUGCAGGGAGAUCUUUUUUGUCAAUGAAGCAUACAUUUGUUAACUGGAACCUCAUAUUCUGAUCUUAGAUA